Molecule: messenger RNA, 1578 nt
Organism: Bipolaris sorokiniana ND90Pr
Lineage: Eukaryota; Fungi; Ascomycota; Dothideomycetes; Pleosporales; Pleosporaceae
Exons: 1
Coding region: 1-1578 (525 amino acids)
Biological process (GO): secondary metabolite biosynthetic process
Molecular function (GO): acyltransferase activity, transferring groups other than amino-acyl groups
Source: RefSeq, a predicted model, not a curated record
AUGUCAGAAAACGAGAAAGAGCUGAAUUUAUCCUUCCUUGACCGACAAUCACACAUUCGCAUAUACGGCCGCUACUAUAUUGUAUUCCCUUUCCCUGACACAAAGCACGCAAAUGAAGCAAUCGAUUCACUCCGCAUGGGCUUCGAAGAGGUAUUGAAGCGAUUCCCUUACCUUGCUGGAACAAUAAAUAUGCCAUUCAUCGCCAGUGAUUGUCUUCAGGUGCUUUUCCCCGAUUCUAUCGACCCAGAAGAAGAAGCGGCCCGCGUUUUCACUGUAAACUUAGAUGAGACUGCCAACACCGAUUAUCACUACUACGCACUGGAGAGGACGUAUUUCUCACCAGAGAAUCUUCCUGCAAAGGUGUUUUGCCCUGCUUUGAUUAAAAACCAUCCUGGGCUAGAUGAUGAUGACCCAUAUGCAGAACGAAUGACUAAUCUAAAGAGGGGCCCGCUCCCUGCUUUUGCUGCCCACGCAACGUUUAUACCUGGAGGCUUAGUUCUGAGUGUUUGGUUUCACCACGCUAUCACUGAUGGAGCUGGCAACGCGAGGAUCCUAGAGGUGUGGAGUGCGGCCGUGAAAUCUUUGAAUAAGAACGCUCAAGAGACAGAACCCAGUAGAAUCAGCUCAGAACCAAUCACAACGCACAAUGCCAUAGAUUUAAAUCUUGCUAGGGGUGAUCUCGAUACCCUUGCACGAGGGUUGAACGUUGAGCCUACCAAUCCACAGGCUGAAAAAGUGCUGGGACGUUCAGCAAAUUCGCUUCACGAGUUACCAUACAAAGUCGUCACAAAGAUGUUUCGCUUCCCAAGUUCAGUCAUCAUUAGCCUCAGCAAAGCCAUGUCUCAGCACACAGAGAAACAUAUAUCCCACUUUGCUUCUCUAGCAGGAGUCGUCUGGGCUAACAUCAUCCAAGCCCGCCUCCCAAAAUUCAUCACGAUCGGCAACACCAAAUCAACCUUAGCCGUCAUCGUUGAUCUCCGAAAACAUCUCCCUGAACCCUUCUCAUCCUAUGACUACCUAGGAAAUCUAGUAGUAUCCAAGAUGCCCACAUGGGACCUUUUCGAAAGCGGCAAUAGCAUCACAUGUCAAAACGUGUCGAUAGAAACCGACUUAGAAGACGAAGUAGAGCACGCCAUGCUCCUCCCCACCAUAAGCGUUGCCCGCCUCCAAAUCAGCACCCAGAAUCUCGCCUCUUUCAUCACAGAUAUCAACGACGCUGUGCACGGCGUCGACGAAAAAUGGAUUGGCAGGAAAUUCAAUCAGAUCCUCGCCGAUCCCGUCCAAACCGAUCAAUCUGUUCUUAAGUUUUCUAAUGGACCUGAUCUCUACGUUACCAGCUGGCAGCAUAUGGGCGCCGAUCGCGAGUGGUGUAUGCCUGGCACUGUGGAUGCCCAGCCCGCUGCUAUCCGGCGCGCGGCGUGGGUGAGUGAGGGCGGUAUCGUAGUGUUGCCUAGGAAGAGGGAUAUAGAGGGGAGAAAACCAGCAGCGUAUGAGGUUUUGGUCAGUCUUGCUGAGGAAGAUAUGAAGGGGUUUGAGGAUAGUCUUGCAGAGGGGAAGUGGUUGGUGGAUAGACAGUAA